Messenger RNA from Parascedosporium putredinis, 1791 nucleotides. NCBI's taxonomy places the organism in Eukaryota, Fungi, Ascomycota, Sordariomycetes, Microascales, Microascaceae. The record is from the annotation of a GenBank genome assembly.
AUGGUGCGCUCGCAGAUCCUCGCAGCCGCUGUACUCGGGCAGAUCACCUACUCGGGCGCCGUGUCUGUCCCUCCAGUCCGCACGAAUGUCCGCAAUCUCAUCUCCACCCGAGGCCCCGAACCCGACAAUGGUAGUCUCGUCGCCACCGCCGGGAAGCAGAACCUCAUGAUCAUGAACGCAAGAAUCCUCUACUGGGCCGCCGAGGACGGCACCGUAGCCGAGCUCACCGUCUCGAUGACGGGCGCCGCUGAGAGCAUCGUCAAUCUCGAACGCAUCGACGACAUGGUAGUGGGCGUGGAGUGCCCCGACAGCGGGACGGCGAGCGGCGAGAUGCGCAUCCGGUUCCAGGAGGCGGCGGACCUGGACGACGCCGAGGACGUCUGGCAAUGGGUCAAUCAGGAGCCCGGGAACCACUUUGUGCUCGUCGUCGGCGCCGGCGCCUGCGGCUGGAACAAUAAUAGGCGCGUCGUGUACAAUGUCGCGGGGCUCGUGUACAAUGACGAGAGCGAGACCGUCGUGCUCGACGUCGCCGAGACAACCUGGAGGGAGGCCGCGCAUACGUUUUCGCUCAGCUUGGGGAAGCCGGCUGGUGGGGUUGCGAAGAGGGCCGAACGCGGGGAGACGGUCGUGGACGCGGUGUCGGACGCGGCGGAAACCGUGGCGGAUACGGCGUCGGACCUGAUGGACAAGGCCAAGGGCGGCGUUGAAAAGGCCAUCGACACGGCGCAGGACGUGGCCGACGAUGUGGUGGAUGCCGUGACCGACGCCACCGACAAGGCCGUCGACGCGACAUUAGACAUCGUGGACAAGGUCGGCGACGCCACGGAAGAGGCCGUGGGCGCCAUCGUCGACGGGAGCAAGGACGCGACGGACAAGGUAGUCGAGGCGGUCAAGAGCAUCGUGGACCCGGACACGGUCGCCGACUUCGCCGUCCCCUUUGACAGCGACUUCACGGGCGAGACCGUCAGUUUCGCGGCCGGGGAGGGCCUCGACGUGUCGGCCACGUGCAAGGAGUGCUUCACCAAGGGCUCGCUCGACAUCCGCGGCAACUUUCGCGUGACGCAGUUCCGGACCGAGGAGGCGUGGAUCGAAAUCUCCACCGCGGGCCUCACGGCCAAGGCCGUCCUCGGCCUCGCCCUCAAGGCCGAAAUCACCGGCAAGCUGUUCGAGCAGAGCGUGCCCGUGUUCCAGGCCGCGCCUGCGGGGCUCUCCAUCCCCGGCGUGCUGACCGUCGGCCCCACCGUCGCCGUGAAGCUCGGCGCCGAAAUCUCCCAGGUCAAAGGCGUCGUUGGGCUGACGCUCGGCGGCACGGCCACGAUCCCCGCGUCCACGGCGCGGCUGGAUUUCCUGAGCGAGGACCGCACGAGCGGGUCUGGGUGGGAGCCUGUGUUUGAGGCGGAGCCUGUGGGUGCGGAUGCGUCGGUCGAGGCGAAGGCGACGGCGUUUUUGAGGGCUUCGGUCGGGUUGGAGAUUAGUGCUGUUGAAACUGGCUUCUCCGCCGAGCUAUCCGCAAACCUACCGUCUCUUACGGCCUCGUUCAAAGCCCUUACUGCUUCCACCUGCACGGUCUGCGGAGACCAUCAGGCCGGUGUUCAGGGCAACCUCGUGCUCGGGACGUCUCUCGCGUUCAACCUGAAGCAAAAGGUGCUCGGUGAUUCCAAGCCCCUCUGGAGCCUACCCUUGGCGGACGCCACACUUGCGGAUCUGGGCGACUUCUGCUUGGGAAUUGGCCCCAGCGGCGAUCAGUGUUUGGCGAAGAGGGGCUUGCGGGGUAUGCGAAGGGUGCGAUGA